CUUUGUCUUGAUCGAUCAGUCACAAAUAGAAUAAAAAUUCAAAGACAACAACUGGAUUUUGACUCUCUGCUUCAAAAUUCCUCCGGAAGGAAGUGAAGUUGAAUUGGAUGGAAGAGGGAUGGACGAUAGCAGCUGACGUGGAAGAAGAGGAUGGCGAUUACAAUCCGACAGACGCGGUGUUGUUCGUAGGGAUCUCGCUGGUGCUGGGAAUCGCGUCAAGGCAUUUGCUUCGAGGAACUCGAGUUCCUUAUACAGUUGCUCUCCUUGUUCUUGGCAUCGCCAUGGGAUCAUUAGAAUAUGGAACAAAACAUCGGUUAGGAAAGGUUGGUGAUGGAAUUCGGAUAUGGGCAAAUAUUAAUCCUGAUCUUUUACUAGCUGUUUUUCUUCCCGCUCUACUUUUUGAAAGUUCAUUUUCAAUGGAGGUGCAUCAAAUCAAGAAAUGCAUGGCGCAAAUGCUACUUCUUGCUGGGCCUGGAGUUUUAAUAUCCACCUUCAUCCUUGGCGCUGCUUUAAAGCUCAUUUUCCCAUAUGAUUGGAGCUGGAAAACGUCAUUGCUCCUUGGAGGACUCUUGAGUGCCACCGAUCCUGUUGCUGUGGUGGCUUUACUAAAAGAGCUUGGUGCAAGCAAAAAACUAAGUACUAUUAUUGAAGGAGAGUCAUUAAUGAAUGACGGGACGGCAAUCGUUGUUUAUACCCUUUUUUUCCGAAUGGUAACUGGAUCAAGCUAUACCUUUGGGUCCAUCAUCAAAUUCUUGGCAACAGUAUCUGUUGGAGCUGUAGGAAUGGGUAUUGCAUUUGGUUUGGUGUCUUAUUUGUGGCUUGGAUUUAUAUUCAAUGAUACAGUGAUAGAAAUUACGUUGACUCUUGCUGUGAGCUACCUUGCUUUCUUCACGUCCCAAGAGGGUGCUGAUAUUUCUGGAGUAUUAACAGUGAUGACGUUGGGCAUGUUCUAUGCUGCUGUUGCUAGAACUGCUUUCAAGGGUGAAGGACAACAAAGCUUGCAUCAUUUCUGGGAAAUGGUAGCAUAUAUCGCUAAUACUCUUAUCUUCAUUUUGAGUGGAGUAGUGAUAGCAGAAGGUAUACUUGGAGGUGACAGCAUUCUAAAACAUGAGAAGAGUGCUUGGGGCUACCUCAUUCUCCUUUAUGUUUUGCUACAACUCUCACGGGCCAUAGUGGUUGGAUCAUUAUAUCCCUUUUUACGUUAUUUUGGUUAUGGAUUGGAUUGGAAAGAAGCUAUUAUACUUGUGUGGUCUGGUUUAAGAGGUGCGGUGGCAUUGUCUCUUUCUUUGUCAGUUAAGCAAUCUAGUGACACAUCUAUGUACAUAAGUGGCGAGACAGGAACUUUGUUUGUGUUUUUCACUGGUGGAAUUGUGUUUCUAACUCUUAUAGUAAAUGGAUCAACUACCCAGUUUGUUUUACGGAUGCUAGAUAUGGAUAAGCUGUCAGCAGCUAAGAGGCGUAUACUGGAGUACACCAAGUAUGAAAUGAUGAGCAAAGCACUGGAGGCAUUUAGUGAUCUUGUUGAUGAUGAAGAAUUAGGACCUGCUGAUUGGCCUACUGUCAAGAAAUAUAUCACAUGUUUACAUGAUGCAGAAGGAGAACGGAUCCAUCCUCAUACUACAUCAGAUACUGAUAACAAUGUAGAGCACAUGCAUCUAUCUGAUAUACGUAUACGGUUUUUAAAUGGUGUGCAAGCUGCUUAUUGGGCGAUGCUGGAGGAAGGUAGGAUCACUCAAUUUACAGCAAACAUUUUGAUGCAAUCCGUUGAUGGGGCACUUGAUUUGGUGUCGUUUGAACCACUAUGUGAUUGGAAUGGGUUGAAAUCUAAUGUUCAUUUCCCUAGUUAUUUCAAGUUUCUGCAAACAAGCACGUUCCCCCGAAAACUUGUAACCUACUUCACAGUCGAAAGGUUGGAAUCUGGAUGUUACAUAUCGGCUGCUUUUCUUCGAGCCCAUAGGAUUGCACGUCAGCAACUACAUGACUUCAUUGGUGAUAGUGAAAUUGCUUUGGCAAUAAUUAGCGAGAGUGAGACAGAAGGAGAGGAAGCAAAAAAGUUUCUGGAAGAUGUUCGCACUACUUUUCCACAGGUUUUACGUGUUCUGAAAACAAGGCAAGUAACAUAUUCGGUGCUCAAUCAUCUAAUUGAAUACGUUCAAGAUCUUGAGAAAUCUGGAUUAUUAGAGGAGAAGGAAUUGGCUCAUCUUCAUGAUGAUGUCCAGACUGACUUGAAGAAACUUCUACGAAAUCCCCCUUUGGUUAAGAUUCCCAAAGCACAUGAUUUGAUUAGUGCUAAUCCUUUAUUGGGAGCCCUUCCAUCAAUGGUGCGUGAACAAAUUGUGGGUUCCACAAAGGAGACGAUGAAACUAGGCGGUGUUCCCCUUUAUAGAGAGGGAUCCAAGUCUAAUGGAAUUUGGCUUAUUUCUAAUGGUGUGGUGAAGUGGGAAAGCAAAUGGAUAAAAAACACGCACUUCUUACAUCCAACAUUUGCACAUGGAAGUACUUUGGGUCUAUAUGAGGUGCUGACUGGAAAGCCUUACAUUUGUGAUAUUGUUACUGAUUCUGUAGUACUAGGUUUUUUCAUUGAAGCCGGAAAGAUAUUGUCCGUGCUGGGAAAUGAUCAUGCAGUUGAAGACUUUUUGUGGCAGGAAAGCUCAAUUGUACUCUUAAAGCUGUUGCUACCUCAAAUAUUUGAGAAAAUGACCAUGCAUGAUCUAAGGACUCUUGUGGCCGAAAGAUCAACUAUGAGCACUUAUAUAACUGGAGAAACUUUUGAGCUAUCUCAGAAUAAGAUUGGUCUAUUAUUAGAAGGGUUCAUCAAAUCACAGGGUCAUUUAGAACUCAUCACUGCACCAUCUGCACUAUUCCCUUUAUAUAGUGACCGCAGUUUCCAUGUAUCGGAAAUAACAGGUUCAAGCUUUUCUCAUCAUGCAUCCUCCUACAUAGUUGAAACAAGGGCAAGAGUAAUCUUUUAUGACAUUGUUGGUUUCGAAGCCAGUAGAACCCUUCAGAGGAGGACAUCUUCAUUAAUGUCACAUGGUGGUGAUAACCCUUCAAGAUCCCCAGCUAGAGAACAUAGUGGUUUAAUGAGUUGGCCAGAGCGCCAUAGCAAGUCUAGGCAACAUCUUGAACAUUCUAAUGAGAUUGAUCAGCACGGAAACAACUUUUCUGCCCGAGCCAAGCAACUAAGCUUAUAUGGCAGCAUGAUAUCAAAUGAAAGACACAGUCCUCGUGCUUCUCCAAAUGGACAAGUGAAGCCACCUAAGAAGUCAUCUCACAGCAGGUCUUAUCCGAGAGCCCCACCAACAGAGAGCCGGCGUCUCAUCUCUGUGAGGUCCGAAGGGUCUACUACAGUGAGAAAAGAAGUUAGUGUGGGAAGUGGAAGUCUUAUAGGCCCUCAUAAAAACUCAGACGCAAAUGAUGUUCGUGAAAUGGAUUACUCGAGUGACGAGUCUGGUGGUGAGGAUGAACAUAUUGUCAGAAUCGAUUCACCAAGUACACUUUCUUUCCCCCGAGAUCCCUAAGCUCCAUAGGCCAGAAAACACUCAGUAUAGCUAUCUUUUGUUUUUCAACAUUGGUGUUGAUAGGAAAUACCACAUAAGUAGCUUUUGUAUUAUUAUGAAGGCUUUGGUGAAAACUGUUGUACAAUAAACUUCCGAGUGUUGUUGUAACCUGACCGAUAGUAAUAUAUUUUUCAAAGUGUUGUUAUGUAUUGGGUGAUUUUACAAA
Erigeron canadensis is the source of this 3726-nucleotide messenger RNA. Its product is annotated as sodium/hydrogen exchanger 8-like. Gene Ontology annotation, biological process: proton transmembrane transport. Gene Ontology annotation, molecular function: sodium:proton antiporter activity. NCBI's taxonomy places the organism in Eukaryota, Viridiplantae, Streptophyta, Magnoliopsida, Asterales, Asteraceae. The transcript is spliced from 24 exons. The coding region runs from base 108 to 3521 and encodes 1137 amino acids. The record is from RefSeq and is a predicted model, not a curated record. Gene Ontology annotation, cellular component: chloroplast envelope; membrane.